This is a messenger RNA of Megalopta genalis, 1617 nucleotides long. RefSeq names its product oxaloacetate tautomerase FAHD2A, mitochondrial. Gene Ontology annotation, molecular function: catalytic activity. The record is from RefSeq and is a predicted model, not a curated record. Lineage: Eukaryota; Metazoa; Arthropoda; Insecta; Hymenoptera; Halictidae.
AGUCGUAGUUCGUCCUUCGCGACGAAUGCUCUGUCUCUAUUAGUUAGCUGGCAGCGGCCUUUUUCUCUUCACCGAUAGAUACAUCUCUCAUCGUACGAUAUAUUCCUAUUAAGACGUGAGCAGCUCUAUUGCUAAUCAAGAAAAAUGCCUUAUCGCGGCAAAUUGCGAUUACUCGGCAGAGCCUGUUUCGCAUUUAAAAACUCGUGCGCGGAUAAUAGCAACACUCAUUUCGUAGCCAGCGUUCUCGGCAGGAAUUUCUCUGUAAGCAGCGCGCUCGACAUGAGGUUUGUGCAAUUCGUCGGCAAGAAUGGGGGACCUCAGCACCUGGGGGUGCAGCUCAAACAGGGUGGAGAUAUAAUCGCCGUGUCCGCGGUCGACUCGCGGAUCCCGAACACUUUGAAAAAGUUCCUCGAAGGUGGCGACGAUCUAUUGAAGAAGGCUAAAAGGGAAGACGAUGUCGACCUGUGGGCCAUGAUAGAGAGGAUCGUGGCAGAGGGACGGAGCGUAAUACCGGAAGCUGAGGUGAAUUUCUUGGCGCCAGUUACACGGAUGGACAAGCUGGCAUGCGUCGGGCUCAACUAUAGCGGUCAUUGCGAAGAGCAAGGUGUAUCGACGCCAGAAACUCCUGUAGUUUUCAGCAAAUUCCCCAGCAACAUUAUCGGCCCGCGCGACAACAUUAUGCUACCCUCGAUUUCGGAUAAAGUCGACUGGGAGGCCGAGCUCGCGAUAGUAAUCGGCAGAAAGUGUAAAGCGCUGAAAAAUGACGAAGGCAAGGAUUAUAUUUUCGGUUAUACAGUGGCGCAAGACAUCACAGCGCGGGACUGGCAAAAGUCGAAGAGAAACGGCGGCCAGUUCCUGCUUGGUAAAGCCAUGGACACGUUCUGCCCUCUUGGACCGGCCGUGGUCACCAAAGAGUCGAUAGGCGACAUUAACAAUUUGACCGUGAAAACUUGGGUGAACGGCAACAUGAAACAGAAUGGGAACACCAGCGAACUGAUCUUUAAACCCCAUGAAAUCGUUGCCUACAUCUCGCAGUUCAUGACUCUGUUACCAGGAGACGUGAUUCUAACUGGGACACCUGCUGGAGUGGGUUUCACCCGUAAACCACCCGAGUACUUACAGCGUGGAGAUGUACUAGAGACGGAGAUAGAGAGCCUGGGACGUAUGAGAAACAAAGUUCUCUGAUCUGCUGCCAAGAGGAGACCAAUAGGAGCGGUUUGCUGUCCUGAAAUGUUUCAGGACGGGAAUAAUCCUCGGAACAUCGCGGACAAAUCGUGGUCUGUUCCGAACAGAUUCGAUGCACGAUCAUGAGAGGGCAAAGAGAAACGAUUCGAAACGAUUCCCAAAUAUAAAAAUCGGAAUAAGUUUACACCGACGGAAGUUCUUCCCGAAAGAAAUAUAAAACUAAAAGCCUAAAUGCAUUCACGCUACUGAAGCAGUGCUGCUACCAUACACACAAAUACAAACAUCUUCACACGCAUCACGGAUUCUGUGUACUUGUACAAUUAUUACAAGACUGUUUCUAAAGAAUAUCAAUUUACUAUAUGUGUCUUUUUUAUCGCGAUUGUUUUUUUUUACCAAUCUCUACGGAAUUCUAUUAAAAUAUUUUUAGAGGAA